Messenger RNA from Camponotus floridanus (Florida carpenter ant), 4008 nucleotides. It is a transcript of the gene SWIP, whose product is annotated as WASH complex subunit 4. Lineage: Eukaryota; Metazoa; Arthropoda; Insecta; Hymenoptera; Formicidae. Bases 311 to 3625 code for a protein of 1104 amino acids. The transcript has 3 exons. Gene Ontology annotation, biological process: endosomal transport; endosome organization. The record is from RefSeq and is a predicted model, not a curated record. Gene Ontology annotation, cellular component: endosome; WASH complex.
CGGAUUUGUAAAGUUACCUUAAGGUCAAGUAUGUACGUAAAAUAUAUCGACUGUACUCGCGAAAAUAUUGCCAUCUACCGUGAAUAGUCGAAAUCAACUACUCGUAAAUGUUUUGACGUUUACCCCAAACGAGUAUACAAUGGCAAUAUAAAAAAAAUAGAAGGUGUAGUCAUUCUUAAAAAUGACAAUGAAUUUUGUACCGUGUGAUAACAAAACAAUCUGCAAGAUUAUUGUUUAAAUUCGAAUGCAUACUAAAAUAAAUAUGUAUGAAAAAAUAUAGAUGCAUAUAAUGUGUACGUGAUGUGAGUAAAUGUUUGUUUCCAGUUGUUGCAGAUUAUCCAAAUCGCAUCAUUCAUUAAAAAUGAUAGAGGCACCGGUAUGGAAUUCCAAGAAAGAUGAGAGCAUCUACAAGGCUGCAGGUGCUAUGCAUCUGCGAAAAUAUGGAGAGUUUUUUGAAAAUCUGAUGGAAAAAUCCUGGAGAGGCGAUUCCAUGUUGGAAUAUAUUAUAGAAGGUCCUCUGCGUCUGGUCUACAAAGCAAAGGAAAGCAUUAGCAUCCUCUCCUUGGUGGAGAUGGAAAACAAGGCAUUGUCUAAGCUGCUUGCGGCUGUGGCAGGAACAUGCAGAGAAAUCAGGCUACUGAAAGUCGAAGCUGCUGGUUUCUAUACAAAACUUUUUACUCAUGGGGAGAGAUGCGCAGAUGAUGAUUUCCCUAUCACUAAUGUGACUAAAUUAUUAUCCGAUCUACAGGAUUUGUCUAUUUUUGCUAAUCGGAUGUCAACUGUUGUACAUUUGACUACACAACAGUUGGCAAGUCUUUCUGGCGCUGUUCACGAGAUCUAUUUACCCACCUUGAUAGAAGGCUUUAUAGAUUUAUUUGUGAUAUUUAUGAUUCUCGAUGAAAUUAUUGAUGCUCAACCAACAAUAGUUGAUCAGUGGAAGAAAUAUAGAAUGCAUGUACGUUCCGUGAUGCAUAAUCCUUCACAGUUUGGCAUCGCCGAGGCAAAGCUAGAAACAUUUGAUCACCUGCUUAAGGAUUUGCAAGAGAAGCUGUUACGAAGAAAUAUGUUUCUGAAGGCAAUUGAGCAUGUGAUGGAUGUGAAUAAAGGUUUAGUUAUGAGCGAGCAAAUUGUCAGCUAUUUGAAGAACACAAUCACAGAUGUGGAAACUAAAUCCAAUGAUUAUGCAGCAUUGAAUAAAAAUUGGAUAAGAGCCAAUGUUGGCAUCGUAGUAGUGAUAAAGCUGUUUGGCGCUUGCGAUAGGAGAUUGAUCAAGAGAGUACUAGAGACAAAUAAGAGGUUCUACGCGGUUACAUUGGUGGGAAACGUGAUUUGGGUGCCCAGCAGAUUCCUCAGUAACAUUGUGCCGAAAGAGACUGGCACUGCCGCGAGUCCACAAAUAGGCGAAAAGAUUUUACAAGCAAGAACACAAAGAUUGCCAACUAUAGUGAACAAUUUGAUACAUCGAGCAACGACUUGGUGUGUGGAGAUGCAGAGUAUCCUGACAAGGACAAAUCUUCAAGUAUCGGAUAUCGGGCAGAAACGUACGCUGCUGAUGGAUUUAUUAGCUCUCUUAUCCCAGAUGCGGGAGACAGUCGCAUUCGUAACGAAUCUUCACGCUUCGUUGUCGAAACCAAUGAGUCGCAAUACAGUGCAAUUUAUCUGCAGAAUCAUAGAAUUGCAAAAGUCUCUGCAGACAACAUUUUACGCACUCGGGCCAAUCGUGGUACAAUCACAGGCGCAAGUGUUGCAGUACUUAGCUUAUUACAUAUUAGCUAUGCUAGAAACGGCGCGCAAGGGUCUCGUUCAGAAAGACAAAGGCUAUAGCAGAGAACGAUUGGACGCGCUAUCAUUGGUAGGACUUGGUAUGCGGCUGAUAAGCGGUCCGGCGAGCGCAGAUAGGCGAUUGAUAGUGCGUUGCACGCUGGCAUGUGCUAGCCAGCUGACUGACACUUUCCGUGAGGAAGAUGUGGUAAAGCUGCGGUUUCUGCUGGACAGUUACGAUGCCGUAGCUGAGCUGCAUGAACUAGUCGAUGAGCUCGGUGAUUAUUCGUUGCUGUUGCAUCAUCAGAAUAUGCUGCCCGCCUAUCUCUCUUCAGUCGUCGACGGCAAUACUGGGGUUUGUCACAUUGCUCACCUAUUUGCUGCCUUCAAUAGCGCUGUGGGCGAGCAGGAAUCGGUUGAGCUGAGGGAAAAGCAUAUCGCGGAGCUCAGAGAAAGCUUGGUAAAAAGUGUGCUGAAGCCGGCCUGCCAUGAAAUUGAAACCAGUUUACGAUUACAUGUGCACGCUCAUCUCAAACUAGAUUCCGCGAAUCCCUUCAACAUUGGCGCCAAGGACGGUGGUAGAGUAGUGCGCGUUCCGCCGCUGCCUUUAGCCGAAAACAUGGUCUGCACCAAGAGAUUCGUCGAGCAUUAUCUAGAUGAUAUGUUUUACAAUCUGACAACAGUGGCUCUGCAUGAUUGGAGAACCUACCGAAUGAUGCACACGUUGGCUAGUUAUAAGAUGGGCCUGGACACUGUGCAAGAUCAUUUGCCGACGCAGACCCUCGAGCAAGGCCUGGACGCUUUGGAAAUUAUGCGUAACAUACACGUGUUUGUUUCCAGGUAUCUGUACAACCUGAACACACAGACGUUCGUAGAGCACAGCAGUGGUAACAAGCAUCUCAAUACCAUCGGCAUCCGACACAUCGCCAAUUCGAUUCGCACUCAUGGCACCGGUAUCAUGAGCACUACGGUGAACUUUGUCUAUCAAUUCCUGCGCGUUAAGCUGCAUACAUUCUCACAGUUCCUCUUUGACGAGCACAUUAAGUCGCGACUAAUGCGCGACAUCAGGUUUAUCCGGGCACAACGAGAAGCAGGCGCUGUUCCAUAUACAUAUGAGCGAGCGGAAAAAUUUCAGAAGGGCAUCCGAAAAUUGGGGAUGACUGCGGAUGGAUUAAGUUAUCUAGAUCAGUUUCGUCAGUUGAUCACGCAGAUCGGCAAUGCGCUCGGCUACGUGCGGCUGAUCCGCUCCGGCGGUCUCCAUGCCAGCUCCAAUGCAGUAUCAUUUCUACCCGACAUUGAGAAGACAUUGCCAUUCGAAGCGCUUUGUCGCGGUCUGAAUUACAGCAUCGAAACGCAAGCAGCGGCCAGAAGACUGGAGGACGAUAUUGCCGAUCUCGUACGCAACUUCACUGAGGGUAUCCAAUAUUUUAAACUACUGGUGGACGUGUUCACGUCAGCAUUUCGCGAUGCCAAAUCUUACCAUCUGCAGCAGUUCUACGCUAUCGUGCCGCCAUUAACGCUCAGUUUCGUAGAUAAUUCUGUGUCGAAUAAAGAAAAGAUGUUCAAGAAGAACCAAACUGGCGCGGCCUUUACCGACGAUGGCUUUGCCAUGGGUAUCGCCUACAUCAACGCACUACUCGACCAGAACACAGAAUUGGACAAUUUGCAUUGGUUCAAGACAGUGGAACAACACAUUGCCCGGCAAAAGUUUGCCGCCGAAAGUAAAGACGAUCACGGCGAUGAAAAACUCCAGCAAACCAGAGCGCUUACUCUUCAACGUCUAGCUGAGAGAAAUGCCGAAUUCCAAUUAUUGUAUUAUAGUCUUUCUGGUGCUAGGGUUUUUUUCAAACAACCUGACACAUAACGCGAGACAGUUGAUAUUAUUUUGAUACUUCAAUCUUACAUUUUAUUCUUGAAUCUGAAUCGAUUUCUUGAUGUUAAGGGAGAAAUAAUUGAUAUAAAUUAUAUUCAAUUAUAAGGAGAUAUACACUUAGAACUAUUUUUUAUUCCUAAUUUUAUUCCUAAUUUUGAGUUUGAACAAAAUUUGAAGUAAAUAUAAUGCAGUCUAAUCAUCUCUUUCGAUUUUAUAUACAUAUAUAUAAAAUCAUAGAGCACAUGUUAUUGUAAAUGACUUAGAUUCUUUACAACUACUUUUAUAAAUAUUUUCUACAUUCACAAUAUUGUUACGAUAUCAGAUUCUCGUUGAAUAAAUAAUGGCUAGACUGAGCGACUAGGAUUUAUUAUGCU